Molecule: messenger RNA, 2277 nt
Organism: Maniola jurtina (meadow brown)
Lineage: Eukaryota; Metazoa; Arthropoda; Insecta; Lepidoptera; Nymphalidae
Gene: sel
Product: protein seele
Exons: 7
Coding region: 113-886 (257 amino acids)
Cellular component (GO): endoplasmic reticulum
Source: RefSeq, a predicted model, not a curated record
UGCGUGGUUUUGACAGAUAGAUAAACAAAUUUUUCCACGUAGAACGAAUUUUUAACUCAUAUUUUCAGAAGUUUUUCUCAAAUACGCACAAUAUAAGUUAAAACUGUUAAACAUGAAGAUUAAAACUGCAAUUUUUACCUUCGCUCUUUUAAUGGUAGGAGUUUCAGCUAGGAUAGAUGCCAAGAAUUUGAAAUGUUUAGUGUGCCGGCAGACGUUCGAGGAGUUAAAUAAAGCGAUAAAAGGUGUUGAGAAGUGGAAAAAAGUUGACGUUGGGAACUUCAGAAUGGACGCGGAAGGGAACACAAUGCAAGACAAGGUCCCGGCGCAUCGUUCAGCUGUUUAUAUAUCUGAAGUUAUUGACGACAUAUGCAAGAAAAUGGACGACUACGUCAGAGUGCAUUACAAGGCAACUGGCAAACUGGCCAUCAUGUUACUGGUCACACGGGAGGGACACAUGAACCCGGAGUUCUCCAAAACCAAGUUUGUCACUGAUGAUGACCUUAACAAGAGUUUGGAAUACUAUUGUGAGCGUAUGUUUGAAGACAACGAAGACGAAAUCACAGACUUGUACAAGAAGAGACCCGAUGACGACAUCAUGCCUGAUGCGGAGAGAGAGAUCUGUUUCAACCACGCCAAGUAUUGCGAAGAGUGGAUGUUGCCGAAUGAACAAGACACCACGUGGACGCCGGAGAUGGAAGCCGAAUACGUUAAGAUCCACGGUCCAGACCCCUACGGUUUUGGAGGUGGAAUGCAGCAACCAAUGCAAACUGAAGUCACAGAUGAUGAGGGCUACGAUGACUUAGAUGAAGACGUUGAGGAAAUACCUGCUGAAGAUGAGGGCAAUGAGGUCAAAGUUGCUGAGAAUGAGGGAAAAGAUGAAUUAUAAAUAGCUAAGUUUUAAUUGUUCACCAUUCCAACAGAAUUUUUGUGGAUGAGGGUAGAUUUGAUCGAUUUUUUCACAGGGUUUUGAUAUUCCGAUUAUUGUUCGGUACAUCAUAGUGAACGUACUAAACUUUAUAAAUUUGACUUAUUCGAUAGGUAAGUCAAAUUUACCCUCAUUUAGUAAGUCAAGGUUACCCUCAUGUUUAUGUUACUAUGUAUAUAUUUUUCAUAUAGAAUCUAAAAUACUGAAAAGCAUAUAAGUACCUAAGUAGAUUAAAAUGUUAUUUUUUAUUAGAUUUUAACUAACCUAGUUAUAUAUUUUUCAGUAUUUGAGAUUCUAUUUGAAAUAAAAUACGAUUCUAUAUGAUAAAAAUAAAUAAAUAAAUGUAAAAAUGCGAGUAACCUUGACUUAUUUGAGGGUAAGCUUGACUAUCUGUCGAGUGAGUCAUAUAUAAGUUUGGUAAAGUAUUUCUGAUUACUUAUAAUAAAAACGUCCAUAACUUGUCUAUAUUAUGUAUAAGAAGAGCAUCACAAAUUUGAAAUAUCUUUCAAAUUCAAUUCUUUCAAUAUAUUUAAAUUGGAAAUUUCUUUACUAUUCUACUUAUUUUUUUAUGUAAUUCUUAUAUUUUUGUUGGUUUUCUUUAAAAAUAUAUAUAUAUCGAGUUUUUGUGUUACUUAUGGUCCAAGUUUUAUAAGACGUUAGUUAGGUAGUUACGAAGUGCCUUACCGAUGGUAUUCUCAAUUUGAAAGCACUAUUUUGUCUCAAAUGCUUAAAAUUAUCUAAAAUUCUGUGGAAAAUAAUGUAUUAACAGAUACUAAAAUAUGAAAUUAAUUUUGCGCCUAACUUUCACGACCUAUACAUACUGAAUAUUAUAAAAAGGUAAAGUUUAUAGGCAUGUGAAAACUGCCAUGCCCCUUCCAGGUUAGGCCACUUCCACCUUAGACUGCAUCAUCACUUACCACCAGGUGAGAUUGCAGUCAAAUGCUUUACUGCAAAAUUCUAUUACAAUCCAUACUAAUAUAAAAAUGCGAAAGUGUGUCUGUCUGUUACAUUUCCAUAGUUCAACAGCUGAAUCAAUCUUGAUGAAAUGAGAUGAGAGAGAGAUCCGAGAGAUGCUUUUAUCUUGAAAAGAAAGUAGGAGCAUAGUUAAUUUUGUAACUAGUUUUAUAAACUGUGUAAACGAGUGAUUUUAGUUUUAAAAAAAGACGCGUAAGAAUGUGUUGUGAAUUUUUGUAAGUAUUUAUUAUAUCAGAUUUUUAAAUAUUAAAUGCAAUCUGACUUUUUGACAAAUAAAAUUAUCGACGUUUUAAACCUAUCGCAGAAGACCUUACUUUAAUAUACACAAAUAUGCAUUUUAAGUUGUUAAGUACUACUUAUAUACCUAUCUACAAAAA